AUGACAGAAGAACCGGUUUACAAUAUCAUACAAACAUGGCGCGCAAAGGAGCCACAACCGGCCAAAGGAGGACUCUACAUGCCAAACAUGAUAGACGAGGGAAAUCCAACCACAAUUCAAUCCAGGAGGGAUAGAAAAACAGUUCGGUCGAAGCAGAACUCAAUUGGCCCGAGUAAAAAAGGAGAUAUCACAUUCACAAUCACUCUCUCGGCCAGAAUCGACGACCAAGCGACAAUGCUCGACCAUCUCCCAAACGGCACGACCGAAGUCCACCAAACUUCACAGGCGACCUCAAAACAUCAUUGUGGUCGGCAAAUCCAAAAGAUAGGACGCGAAAAAGUGCCUGCUCAGAGAGAUAGACGAGGAAGCUCAAUGCGGCCAACGGCGAUGCAUAGAAUGGCCGAGAACUCAAAACCUCAAAAAGGCGCGAACACCGGUGGAAACUGA
Molecule: messenger RNA, 447 nt
Organism: Microthlaspi erraticum
Lineage: Eukaryota; Viridiplantae; Streptophyta; Magnoliopsida; Brassicales; Brassicaceae
Source: the annotation of a GenBank genome assembly